This is a messenger RNA of Impatiens glandulifera, 1320 nucleotides long. Its product is annotated as scarecrow-like protein 7. Gene Ontology annotation, molecular function: sequence-specific DNA binding; DNA-binding transcription factor activity. Gene Ontology annotation, cellular component: nucleus. Gene Ontology annotation, biological process: regulation of DNA-templated transcription. Bases 1 to 1320 code for a protein of 439 amino acids. The record is from RefSeq and is a predicted model, not a curated record. The transcript has a single exon. Lineage: Eukaryota; Viridiplantae; Streptophyta; Magnoliopsida; Ericales; Balsaminaceae.
AUGCAGUCUUAUGAUCUUCAUCAAUCAUCUGAUAAUAACCCUACUCUGUUUUUCAACAACAUGAACUAUGAUUCCUUCUUCAUGUAUGAUGAUAAUAAUCAUCAUAAUUCAGAAGAACUCUGGCCUUCUUCCAUAACUGAAACCUCCUCUAAAUCAUCUUCUUCCCCUGUUAUUUCAAUAUUUUGUGAGAAUGAUCUCCUUGAGCUCAAUGAAUGGUUCCCUGAUCUCAUUCACGAGUUCACAUUCCCAAUUAUGGGUGUAGAAAUCGACAACCAACUUUCGAUGAUCGAACUAUUGAAGGCUUAUGGAGAUGCAAUGGAAAAGGAACAAUUAGAGCUCGUGAAUGUGAUUGUUAAGCGUGCGAGGGAGAAAGUAAGUCCGAUUGGGCUACCAAUCGAGCGUGUCAUGUAUUAUCUCUUUCGACCCGACAACAAUAACUACCUUUUGAAAGAAUCCAUGAAGAAUUUCAAUGUAGCUUUCGAGACAUUCUAUCGAAACUUCCCAUUUUGGAAGUUUUCUCAUUUAACCGCGAACAAUAUGAUUCUCGAGGGGGUUCCAAAUCAAACCGAGGUUAUACACAUUGUUGAUUUCGACGUUGGAUCGGGGAUUCAAUGGUCGAGUUUAUUCGAAUCCGUUUCGUAUCAAAGAAAGAAAGUGAAGUUGUCUUUGAUUAAAUGGGAGGAUGAUGAUGAUCAUGGUUAUUGGGAUAUUGAGGAGACUAAGAUAUGGCUACAAGAACAUGCUCAAGCAUUUGGUUUAAAUUUGGAAGUGAAUAUAAUCAAUCUUCAUGGUUUAACAAGAAUAUCAUCGGAAUGGUUAGUGUUUAAUUGCAUACCACAAAUGGGGAACGCGAUGAAUCAACAUAAGACGAAUGAAUUCCUACGAGUGGCUAAGAGAUUGUCAGCGAAUAUGAUUACAUACAAUGGCGAUUAUAAAACAGAGGAUGAUUCAUUUUCCAACAUAUCUUCAUUGUUGGAUAAACAUAUAAGUUGUUACCAUGCAAUGAUGGAAUCAAUGGAGUUGACAUUUCCUUUUCAUCUUGUUGAAGCUCGAACAGCCAUGGAAUGUUUAUUUGUAGGGCCUUUGGUUUCUUCGUUUGAAGAUGAACUUGAUUAUUAUCAUAGAUGUGGUUUGAAAACAGAGUUUGGAUUGAUGGAUGGUUGGAGAAUUAGCCAUGAAAGUGUUUUGGAAGCUAUGGAAAUGGUUUCGGCUUGGGGAGAAGGUUUAUAUGGAGUUGGUAUUGAAGGUGAGAAGGGAAAUGAGAUUGUGUUGAAAUGGAGAGAUGUUAGUCUUGUUAGAGUUUCUUGCUGGAGAAGAUGA